Molecule: messenger RNA, 3252 nt
Organism: Platichthys flesus (European flounder)
Lineage: Eukaryota; Metazoa; Chordata; Actinopteri; Pleuronectiformes; Pleuronectidae
Product: transcription factor JunD-like
Exons: 1
Coding region: 28-1032 (334 amino acids)
Biological process (GO): regulation of transcription by RNA polymerase II; regulation of cell population proliferation; regulation of cell cycle
Cellular component (GO): transcription regulator complex
Molecular function (GO): DNA-binding transcription factor activity, RNA polymerase II-specific; RNA polymerase II cis-regulatory region sequence-specific DNA binding; transcription factor binding
Source: RefSeq, a predicted model, not a curated record
UACUCUUCAUCACCACUGAGGACCAGGAUGGAGACACCUUUCUACCACGACGACUCUCCGGCUGUCUCCGGCUGCAGCCACCUCGCUGAGGACCAGCGGGACCCAGGAACCAGGAUGCUGAUGAGUAAGAGGUCCAUGUCAGCGCCAGGCAGUCAUCACUUCCCCGGCGGUGGCGCCACAGGAGGGAGGGGGGGAACCAGCCACCUGGGGCUCGGGGGGAACAGGUCCCUGAUGUCGGCGGUGGCCUCGGCAGCGUCUCCGGGGGACAUGAACCUGCUGCAGCUGGCGCCGCCCGACCUGGAGCACCUGAUCAUUCAGACCAAUCAGGGACUGGUCACAACCAGCCCCGCGUCCAACUCCACCAACCCCUUCAUCUACCGCCACCAGGCGACCAACGAACAAGAAGGAUUCGCCGACGGCUUCGUCAAAGCGCUGGCUGACCUUCACAAGCAGAACCAGCUGCUCGGAGGCGGCCCCAUGUCCCCGUCCUCGUCCUGCUCCGUCUCCCUGCAGACGGCCUAUCACAGGAGCCUGAUGGCCGCCGCUGACCCCCCCGUCUACACCAACCUCAGCAGCUACACCCAGGGCCAGAGGCCUUAUUCUGGAGGACCCGGUGGACCACCUCAGCCUCACACCCGAGGCAUGGACGUCCCUCAGACCGUCCCCGAGGGGCCUCACCCAUCAGGUGACCCCAUGUCCCCUCCCUCCCUCUCCCCGGUCGACCUAGAGACGCAGGAGCGAAUCAGAGCCGAGCGCAAGAAGCUCCGCAACCGCGUCGCCGCGUCGAGGUGCCGCCAGCGGAAGCUGGAGCGGAUCUCGCGGCUGGAGGAGAAGGUGAAGGUUCUGAAGACCCAGAACUCAGACCUGGCCUCCACCGCCUCCAUGUUGAGGGAGCAGGUCGCCCAGCUCAAGCAGAAGGUCAAGGGUCACAUCACCAGCGGCUGCCAGAUCACUGUCAGCUCCGCGACCGCCACCAGGCCUGGACGAGGAGGACGAGGAGGACGAGGAGGGACGGGCAGCGAGGACUGCUGAGGACGAUGGACACAAGGACAAUGAGGGUUCACUCGUGCUCUUGGUCAGAGCGAGCAGAGAGCGAGCAGCUCGGCGUCUCCGGACACGAGGACGUCUCGGGGAUUCACGCGUCCUGAGAGUCCCACUAAAACCACCAUCAACCAUGGAGCCAGAGGGGGCGGGGCUUGGACAAGGGCGGAGACAGGGGUGGAACAAACGCCCGACACGAGAGACGUUUGGACUUUAAAGAAAAGACGGAAAAAGAGACAAAUGGAAACAGAUUGAAUUUAAAGAGACUGUUAAACAGCAAAUAGUGUGUGUGUGUGUGUGUGUGUGUGUGUGUGGGAGAGUGUGUGGGAGAGUGUGUGUGUGUGUGUGUUGUACCUGAUGUAAAUGUCAGUAAAGUGAGAAUCUUUGUGGGAGAGUGUGUGUGUUUUCUGUGAUUGAGUGUGUGUGUGUGGGAGUGUGUAAGUGUGUUAUUAUUACUGAACAAGUGCAUGUGAGGGAAGGAAACUGUACAAGACACGUGAAGAGUUACAGAUUUUAUUUUUCCUCAUGAUUCCUUCGUUUUUUCUAUAAAAUGAAAUAAUGAAAUGAUGAAAUGAUGAAAUAAUCAAAUCUGCAGAUUUCCAUCAGGGUUUCUCCAUUUUGAUCAGAAACUUAAGUUCUUGUUAUGAAUCCAGAUGAAUGAAUACUACUAAUAUGUGAACCCCUCUGUGUUAGGAUCAGUGUAUGUGGACGGUUACACAUUCAGCCAUAAGACAAAUUCAUGAGAACAGCCACUCUGUGUGAGUGGCUGUUCACAGACUCUAGUCCACCUGUGAUUUGGUUGUUUAACUCAUCGAUGACUCAUCAAGUCUCUCUGUCGCUGAAUCAGAUCAACAGAACUCAACACUGCACCCAAUUCCACACACACACCCACAGACACACACACAGACACACACACACACACAUAUAUAUAUAUGUUUAUAUAUUAAAACCUUUAUGAAGUGGAACAUGAAGCUGAUGUGUUCAGGUCCAGUUACUGUCGUCAAAGGAUUUUACACAAACAGAAAGUUUCCAUCUUCAUCAGCUUCACGUGAAUAUUAAGAUUAACUCUGUUGGGCCACAGUCCAGAGGCUGAGCACCAGACACUGGAGCCGACGGUGAGGACAAAGGAUUGUAAAACUUUUGGAGGGAAAACAAUCUCCAACAGGCCUGAGAAUCUCCCCCUGGUGGUUGGAAAAUGUCCUGAAGCGCCUUCAGGACCCCCGCUGAGUUCCAAGCCCCGCCCACUGAGGUCCAACUCUGACACUCAAUUGGCUUAAAGCCAGCAUCAUCCUAUGACCAGCACCUCAAGGAGGCAGAACCUCUCAGGUAGAAUAAAACCACUGAGACAUCAAUAAUUGCUGCCAUUUUCCCUGCUCUGAAGACGUCAACAGACCCCUCCGGGUCUUUCCAGAUGAUUUAGUUGCUAAAGGGGGCAACCAGAGUUAUUUUCUUUCAUUUCUUUCAUUGUCUUUUAUCUUAAGUUUGAUCUUACUUUGAUAGAGACUAUUUUUGUUUUUAACUUGAAAAGGCCGUGCACAGGAACUUGCUCGCUGGCCGAGCUCAGAGACUUUCUUGCCAAAUCCACAGCUGCGUCACCGCUGCUCAUCCCUGCAGAAGAGACGAAGCCGAAUCCCGUUCCAAGAGCAAGAGACUUCGCUCUUUUCGGUCCAGCGCUGACCUCCGUUGCAACCACGAGACCCACCGGAGCACCGCUUUAGAGGCCAGGACACUGAUUUGUUUUCCAGGAAUCCGCCCGUUCGCACGCAUCCUGAGGUUUAACGACAGAUUCACUGGACUUCCGGGAAAUCCGCGCCCCACGUGCAAGCAACACCGCGGAGGUCACAGUAAGAGGCUUUAUUGUCUGGGCAGAGACUAGUUUAAAUACUUAGCGUGUCAUUUGUUUGAUUGUAUGUUUGUUUGUAGAUCGCUGAUCUGUUUUUAGCCGUGCUACACGGCGGGCCGAGACGACACAUCCGGUUCCUUUGUUUACUGUGUUUUUGAGAAGAGCGCGGUACAGAGCCGGCGCUUCCUUUUUGCGUGUUACCGUCAGAGAUAUUGUGCGGAGAUUUACAUCUGUUAAAAGAUAAAUCUCACGUAACUGGUCUGCUUCGCUGGAAGUUUGUCUCUGACGAUGUUUUGAGAGCUUUCCUGAUCUCUCUCUCUCUCUCUCUCUCUCUCUCUCUCUCUCUCUCUCUCUCUCUCUCUCUCUCU